AUGACUACUAUUCAAAAUGACUGGAACGAAGAUCAAUGGAGUAAGCUCGAGAGCUAUCUAACAGAAUUCGGCAACCUCAGUUCGAAUAAUCAAUACCUUUACAAUUUCCAAUUGGAGUUCUUAUCACAAUAUAUAUCGGCUGAUAUAGAUACUAUUAAGGUGAAGAUGGAUCAAUUGGCUAGCCACAAGCAUAAUUAUUCCAGGAAUGACUUUAAUUGGGAGAAAAAUAAAACAAAAUUAAUGAAUGAAGUAGAUAACAUCAUUAUAUCUUUCAAUCUACAGAAAUUUCAAGAACAAGUGACUAAGGAGGUUUUUGAACCUCCGAUUCACACUAAUGACAUUCCAAAUAACGACAAUAAUGAUACUGUUACACUGGUAGAGGUUGUCCUGCAAAAAAAGCAUACCUAUGAAAAUGUACUGAAAGAGCUCCCUAAAUUAUCCAAGACCCAAAGACGUACGUCAUUGGAUUUGAUGCAUUCCAGGCCAUCUUUGGAUAUGUUCAAUCAUAAACGGACCUCAAGUUUCAGUAAGCCGGCAUUGGCCAGUACUUCGAAUGUCAAUGUGCUAACCAAAGCGGAGAUUAAUAGUCCUAGUAAGAAAUUCGAUCUUUCCCUGAUUAUACCUAAAAAGAGAGUUACAGGGAACACUGAUUCUGAUAAGAGGUCUAGAAGAAUUUCAUUAGUGGGUGAAAAUCUACCACAUUACAUCAAAGAUCAACUUACCAUUGAGUCAGAGAAACGUGAUAAAACUGUACAUAAGAAGAAAUCCCGAAUGAAUAAUUUAUUGGCUAAUUCCCAAUCGUUAUAUGCCCACAAGGAUAUUUCGAGUUUAAAAUCCAACACCAAUACUUCAGAUUUCACCAAUUCUGCUGUGGAUGAAAGUGAUGAUGAUAAAGAAUAUAUUUCACCUAAUCUGUUGACCAAAUAUUAUGAUAUCGAAGAGGAAGAAGAAGAAGGUGAAGACAUAGAUUUUGUUAAUGUUGAUGAUAGUUAUAUAAGCGAAAAUGAUAAUGAUAAUGACCCUGAAGGUGAACAAGACGAUCAAGAUGAUCAAGACGAUGAUGACUAUUUAUUUAAUAUAUAA
Yamadazyma jaroonii is the source of this 1083-nucleotide messenger RNA. Lineage: Eukaryota; Fungi; Ascomycota; Pichiomycetes; Serinales; Debaryomycetaceae. The record is from the annotation of a GenBank genome assembly.